CAUUCCCCUCCCCAGAGCUCCUGGUGUUUCUAUAGUAAUUUCCAGCCAAUGAUCAGUUGGUGUCCACAUCCCCAUCCUCCUCACCUCAGCACCAAUCAGCCACACACAGCGACAGGAGACACCUCACCUCCAGUCUUUGCCUCACAGACAACAGGCACAGCCAGGACGCCAUUACAAACAUAGACAUUUCUUUUGACUUUUUCUUGCAUCAGGAAUGCUGUAUCCGCGCGCAAAGAUGGUGUUAUUGUAGCGAUCGCCCGAUGCGAGUUUAUUGUGUAUUCAUCGCAGUAAUGUACUGCUCUAGUGUCUGGAUUGUCUGUGGAGGGAAUAAACCAGGAUGGUAACGUGUUGUGUCUAACCAGCUUCACCUUGCCAACAAGCAUCUACCUACUCUCCAAUAUUUAACGUGAGAUCUAAGCAACUUAGCAACAGUCAUGUCUAAUAUAAACAAUUCACUUUGCAUCGAGAGCGGACAAGGCACAGACGUGUCACUCUUGCAAAAGGAUAAUCUUCAGGAUGGUGGAUUAAGCCAGCUGUUUGAUUACAAUGCGGAAAUGGAAAGGUACAGGUCUUUUGCGAACUUUUAUAAAACCAAUGGGGCAUUUCCACAGACUGCUAAAAUUGCCCGCAUAACGACACCAAUUUUUCCCAGCGCUAGAAUUGGCGUGUCCCCUUGGAACUGUGAUAACGGCAUGCUCUGGGGAAGGAAAUCAGCGUCAAUAAACCCUAAUAGGACCAGCAUGCAUAGAAACGACUCCCCAAGGCCGGGGAAACCUGGCGUGCCACCAGAGACGCUGCAAAUGGCAAAUAAUAAUUUCCUCUCUAGCUUAUCCCCUGAACACUGCAGACCUUUAGCAGGAGAAUGCAUGAACAAGCUGAAAUGUGGUGCUGCCGAGGCAGAGAUAAUGAAUCUCCCGGAACGCGUUGGAACUUUUUCCGCUAUUCCGGCUUUAGGGGGCAUCUCAUUACCUCCCGGGGUCAUCGUCAUGACAGCCCUUCACUCCCCCACAGCCUCGGCAGCCGUUACAGACAGUGCGUUUCAAAUUGCCAAUCUGGCAGACUGCCCACAGAAUAAUUCCUCCGCAUCCAGCGGAAACCCAGCAAAAAAGAAAAGGAAAAGGUGUGGGGUCUGUGCACCCUGCAGGAGACUAAUCAACUGUGGAGUGUGCAGCAGUUGUCGGAACCGUAAGACGGGUCACCAGAUUUGCAAGUUUCGGAAAUGCGAGGAGCUGAAAAAGAAGCCUGGCUCAUCACUAGAGAGAACACAAGUUAAUAACGGGGAAGCGUUUCGAUGGUUCUUUUAGUGCUCUAAACGAAGUGACAUUUAGUGACAGACUUGCCGCUCAAGGAGCAUUCGGGGCUUCAGGAACCCAGAACCAAACCCAACAGUGGACGACAGAGCAUGAGAGAGAGUGGGACACGCAAAAAGAAAAUAUUCAUAAAACUGUACUUUCAUUUCCUGUGUAAUUAUUAUUGUACAUUUUGGCAGUAUCAUAAUGUAAAUUUUUCAGUGUCAACAAUGUUUGCAAUGUUAAUGUUGUGCAAGUUGCAGCCACUCUUAUGUGAAUGACAAAGUAGACAAUCAUUACAAACAGGAGGAGUGUCAACACGGGCCAAUAAUUACACAGAUAUCUUGGAAACAAAACACUUUUUUUUAAAUCUGGAGCAAUAAUCAUAAAGGUAAUUGUUCUCUGCCAUUAUUUUCCAGUGUUCUUUGAAAUGAUCUUAAAAAUACCUCUUUCACAUAAACCGACCAUUUCAGGGGGACAAGUUGUGUCCUUUAUAAUUAUUGUGAUGUUUUGUAAUUGACACACUGUGUACUGACAGUAAACAAAAGCCAGUAGAUUUCUUUCUUUUCAGAUGUGUUGAUUUUAUGUGGCAUAUUGAAGUGCCGUAGUGCACUUUUUAAAGUCUGGUUACACUGAGAGAAGUUGAUUUAAGAUUAAAGUUUAUAUAGUCUCUCAGAGUUUGAUUGCAUUCUGUUUAGGUUUGGUUUUUUAAAAGCUGCCUAAAGGUAGGUAGAGAACCAGAACUUUUGUGAACAUCACAAUAAGAAUUGUGAUUUACAUUUUAAAAUGCUCACAAUGCAGUAUACUACACAUUCCAAAAUGAAUUAUCCAAUAAGUUGCUCAUUGUCUUUACCCGUAUGUUGCAUGUGUAAUGUGUUUUUGUUUGAAAGAUAAAUAAGAAUUUGUUGUUGUGAUGCCUUUAUGUGUUGAAAUAAUAAAGGAAAUGAAAAAGA
Paramisgurnus dabryanus is the source of this 2242-nucleotide messenger RNA. It is a transcript of the gene cxxc4, whose product is annotated as CXXC finger 4. Gene Ontology annotation, molecular function: methyl-CpG binding; zinc ion binding. Lineage: Eukaryota; Metazoa; Chordata; Actinopteri; Cypriniformes; Cobitidae. Gene Ontology annotation, cellular component: nucleus. The record is from RefSeq and is a predicted model, not a curated record.